Cetraspora pellucida is the source of this 765-nucleotide messenger RNA. The record is from the annotation of a GenBank genome assembly. NCBI's taxonomy places the organism in Eukaryota, Fungi, Glomeromycota, Glomeromycetes, Diversisporales, Gigasporaceae.
CUGUCGAAGAUUGUAAAACAAAGGAUGUAGAUAUGGUUCAUUACGCUGUAAUGACUUUUAUUUCUCAUCAUCCCGAAGCUAGAAACCAAGGACUUCGAGUUCCAUCUUUGGCCGCUCGUCAUCCAAACCUUUUUGCUCAAUGUGGAACUGCUACUGGUGAUGAAAAACGUCUUGAUUACUGGCGUGAAGAUCCUAAUUUGAAUGAACAUCAUGAGCAUUGGCAUAUUUUAUACAAGGCUUUACCAAUGCCUGAUCCAAAUAACACCGACAAUACUUAUGAAAGAGAUCGAUUCGGUGAACUUUUUAUUUAUAUGCAUAGACAAAUGAAUGCUAGAUAUAUUGCUGAACGUCUUAGUGUUGGUUUAGAUGUUACAAACCCUUUGGAAAAUUUUGAUGAGAUUAUUCCAGAGGGUUAUACUCCCUCAAAACACUUAAAAACUCAAAAUGCAGAUGCUAAAGCUUAUGUCGCUCGUCCUGUUGGUAAAACAAUGAAAAUGGGUGAUAGACCCGAAAUGAAUAUUAAUUUUACAGUAGAUAAAGUGAAAAAAACCCGUGAACUUAUUAAAAAAUCUAUUGAAACUGUAACACCACAAGGUGGCGGUUACUUUUUGGACGAAAAUGAUAAGCCAAUUGAACAAAUUGUUGCUAAUAAGCUGGGUCUUGCGAUUGAAUCUGGUCUUAAUGAAAGAUACUCAAACCUUAGUAUGUAUACUCCUUUUCAUAGUGCUGGGCAUGUUAUAUUAGGGAGUCUCAAAGAUCCAGGCC